Cuculus canorus (common cuckoo) is the source of this 720-nucleotide messenger RNA. RefSeq names its product WAP four-disulfide core domain protein 3-like. Lineage: Eukaryota; Metazoa; Chordata; Aves; Cuculiformes; Cuculidae. The coding region runs from base 64 to 603 and encodes 179 amino acids. The transcript has 5 exons. Gene Ontology annotation, molecular function: peptidase inhibitor activity. Gene Ontology annotation, biological process: innate immune response; antibacterial humoral response. The record is from RefSeq and is a predicted model, not a curated record. Gene Ontology annotation, cellular component: extracellular region.
GGGGACCGAGCCGGGGCUCCCGGGCUCUACUUAAGCGGCCGCGGACGGGACGGGGGCAUCGCCAUGAGGACCGAGCUGCUCCCGCUGCUGCUGCUGCUGCUGCUGCCCCCGCCGGGACCCCCCGGGAGCUGCGGGGGGGCUGCGGCGCAGCGCCUGUCAGGCAAGCGAGGCGAGUGUCCCCAUCCCGCCAAAAACCCCCCGACGGCUUGCGGCUCCUUCUGCUCCACGGACGCGGACUGCCCGGGCAGCGAGCGCUGCUGCAGCACCGGCUGCGGCACGGAGUGCCGGCUGCCCCUGGGAGUGAAGAGCAACUUCUGCCCCCGGCCGGACCCUAACCUGAUGAGCAUCUGCCUGGUGGAGUGCCACAGCGACAGAGAAUGCAAAGGUAGAGACAAGUGCUGCGCCAUGGGCUGCCACGUCCAGUGUGUACCUUCCUUGCCAGCCCACCCGGGCGUCUGCCCCAAGAGAAGGGUGCUCCAGACCUUCGCUCCUUGCAAGAGCACCUGCAUUGAUGACACUGACUGUCCUCUCCACCAGAAGUGCUGCUUCAUGGGCUGCAGCCGUGGCUGUCUGACUCCAGAAAGAGGAAAAUUCUUGGAGUGACCCCGCGGAGGAGGUGGCAGCGAGGCCCGGACCCCUCUAUGGGGCUGGGGUCUGCGGCAGUACUGACCCCAUGCUCUGCCCCAUGCAAUAAAGAUGCCAGGACGCCUGGUUUGCGGC